Candidozyma haemuli is the source of this 2280-nucleotide messenger RNA. Its product is annotated as ubiquitin ligase complex subunit. NCBI's taxonomy places the organism in Eukaryota, Fungi, Ascomycota, Pichiomycetes, Serinales, Metschnikowiaceae. The record is from RefSeq and is a predicted model, not a curated record. The transcript has a single exon. Gene Ontology annotation, molecular function: protein binding. Gene Ontology annotation, biological process: ERAD pathway. The coding region runs from base 1 to 2280 and encodes 759 amino acids. Gene Ontology annotation, cellular component: endoplasmic reticulum membrane.
AUGCAAUUGCUUCUGCUCUUGAAUAUCUUUCUUUGCCUUCUACAAGUAGCAGUUGCGCAGCAGCCCAUUGAAAAGCUGGUGGGAAACCUGUCAUCGGUGGAACUACCGCUCGAUCGCCUUCGACUGUUCAUUGAAUCAAACUCACAUAAACGACCAACCAAGAAACCAUUAUACACAAAGCGAACUAUCGAGGAUAACGUCGUUAUUCCACAGUAUGACGUGGAGCUUCAAGACUAUGAGGGCUCUCCUUUCCUCGCCAAAUACCACAUUACGUUCGAGAGAAUGGCUUCCCAACUCAUAAAAGAAGCCGAGGCGUCUCGUGAUCAAGAAGCCUUGGUUUAUUUGGGUGAUCUAUAUAUGUUUGGGCAAUCAGACAUUAGGGCCAACUAUUCGAAAGCGUUGGAAUAUUACAAGAAAGCUGUUGAAGGUGCCCCUCAUGGCCAUGCAUACUUUAUGCUUGGUUACAUAUACUCCACAGGCAUGUUUGGAGAGCUUCCGCAGGAUAAAGCAAAGUCAAAUCUAUAUUACCAGUUUGCAAGCGAAAAUGGAAAUCUAAAUGCAACACUUGUUCUUGCCAAUAAGUAUCUACAUGGCAUUGACAGAGCCCCAAAUUGUGACUUGUCUAAGUUUUACUACUCAAGAGCGGCUCGUAUAGUCAAGAAGUAUCAAAACGACCAUGGCCAUGCCACUGUUUCUGGCGACCCUCUUUAUAACAUACGACUAGCUGAUUUCAAUGGUGGCCUUUACGGGAGAAAGGUGAGUGAUCAGAUACUGUCGUUCCAAUCAUUCGCUGACUAUGACGAGGCUAGGCGACAGAAUCUCGAGGACAACAAUUACAAUCAUGAUCCUGAACUACGCGAUCUAUAUUAUGAUGCUUUAGCUGCCUAUACUGGAAGUCGUUUCAAACCGUCGAAUCUUACAGUUGCCAAUGACCUCUCCAGAAAGUGUAUGGCUCAUGCCAAGGUGAAGUUUGGUAAAAACCACGGUGGCUAUAUCAGUGACGAUGAUAAGAGCAUGUGGAGUCGAUGCGCUUGUAUAUUAGGAAAUCUCUACUUCGAAGGAACACAUUUCGAACGUGACAUUCCGAAGGCCUACGAGUACUUCAACAUGGCAAACAAGAUUUUCGACAGUGCUCAUACUAGAGCCCAGCUCGGCAAGGUCCACGCUUUAGAUCCUAUCACCGAUGGUUCAAUAAGUGAUAAUUGCACAAGGCGUUUUAAGAGUGCUGCUGAGGCAGGCAAUUUUGAGGCGAACUAUCUCCUCGCAAAAUGGUACUCGGUGCCUGACCCAGCUUCGCCAUUUUUGAUUCAAAACACCGCUCGAACUCUUACUUGGUGGCGUGACCUUGCUAUGAAGGGACAUUUUCAUGCCCGCUUCUACUACGCCGAUGCUAUGGAAUCUGGAGACGGUGCAAGCUCUACAGACGUGUUUUACUGUUCCACCAUAGUUGACACUUACAAGCAGUUUGUUGAACGCUCUGAGCAGUUAUUAUUUCCUCACUUGAAAUAUGCAUUCGAAGAAUUUAUCUACGGGCAUUUCAAGAACGCCCUUGUUGGGUACCUGAUUGCUGCAGAACAAGGUCUCAAGAAUUCACAGGUUAGUGCAGCCUUCCUCCUAUAUCAAGCAAAUCCGGUAUUUACCUGGACACCCAAAUUUUUCAAUUCUGACAGGCUCGAAAGUGCCAUGUCUUAUCUCGAAUUAGCAUCCCUUCAAGGCGAUAUUGACUCAACCAUCCUAUUGGGCGAUAUCAGCUAUGAUGGCGUGGAAUCCACAAAUAUUCCACAAGACUACGAAAAAGCAUUUACAUAUUACUCGAGGGCUGCAACAGCAGCAUCUCCUCACGGUUGUUUUAAACUUGGUCACAUGUAUGAAUAUGGUCGUGGUUCUGCUAAUGCUACAGUCGACUUCCAUAUGGCAAAGCGCUAUUACGAUCUUAGUGUGAAGUACACCUUACAGUCUCCAUUUUUCCGUAUAUCACGAUUGAAUACUUAUGCUAUGAGCCUCGCAUUACUCCGCCUAAGGGUGAAACUCCUUUUCAGUCGUGAUAAGAAGGAUGUCGAUAAAGCUGGCUGGUUCAGCACCUUCAAGAAACUCGGGAGGUCACAAGAUAGCAUCGAUGAUGAUGAGGAUGACGAGAGAGCGCUUCAAAAAUCCACAGCCCAUUUUGAAGGUGGAGACUUCGAAGGAGAAGAUGAAUAUGAAAUCUUUGAUUAUGUCGUGCUACUACUCACGGUUGUGUUCUUCAUAUUCGUUUUUGUUCUGAACAUGAGGGUCAAAUGA